CUCUUGGGUCACCUGUUGUGCCGGAGUGAGACAAGGCAGCCCCUGGGACACUGCAGGCUUCGCUUCUCCUGGUCAGGACUCACCGUCAACCGCCACCAUGCCUUUCGGAAACACCCACAACAAGUGCAAGUUGAACUACCCUUCGGAGGAAGAGUUCCNGGGGGGCGCAUGGAGCAAGAGCUGGGCUGCCGGCCAGGGCUCAGCCAAUGGGGACGAGGGCCAGGAUUUAUAUGCCGAAGCCCCCAGCCCAGACUCUUGGGUCACCUGUUGUGCCGGAGUGAGACAAGGCAGCCCCUGGGACACUGCAGGCUUCGCUUCUCCUGGUCAGGACUCACCGUCAACCGCCACCAUGCCUUUCGGAAACACCCACAACAAGUGCAAGUUGAACUACCCUUCGGAGGAAGAGUUCCGGCGGUGAUGAUCUGGACCCCAACUACGUGCUCAGCAGCCGCGUGCGGACCGGCCGUAGCAUCAAGGGCUACACCCUGCCUCCCCACUGCAGCCGGGCUGAGCGCCGGGCCGUGGAGAAUCUGUCCAUCAAAGCCCUGAACAGCUUGAGCGGAGAGUUCAAGGGCAAGUACUACCCCCUCAAGAACAUGACCGACGCAGAACAGCAGCAGCUGAUUGAUGACCACUUCCUCUUCGACAAGCCCAUCUCCCCCCUGCUGCUGGCUUCCGGCAUGGCCCGCGACUGGCCCGACGCCCGAGGCAUCUGGCACAAUGACAACAAGACCUUCCUGGUGUGGGUGAACGAGGAGGACCACCUCCGAGUCAUCUCCAUGCAGAAGGGGGGCAACAUGAAGGAAGUCUUCCGUCGCUUCUGCGUGGGGCUGCAGAAGAUUGAGGAGAUCUUCAAGCAGGCCGGCCACCCCUUCAGCUGGAACGAGCACCUGGGCUACAUCCUGACCUGCCCCUCCAACCUGGGCACCGGCCUGCGUGGCGGUGUCCACGUCAAGCUGGCCCAUCUCAGCAAGCACCCCAAGUUUGAGGAGAUCCUGAAGCGCCUCCGUCUGCAGAAACGUGGCACAGGUGGCGUGGACACGGAGGCCGUGGGCGCCGUGUUUGACAUCUCCAACGCGGACCGGCUGGGCUCCUCCGAGGUGGAGCAGGUGCAACUGGUGGUGGAUGGCGUGAAGCUCAUGGUGGAGAUGGAGAAGAAGCUGGAGAAAGGCCAGGCCAUCGACGACAUGAUCCCUGCCCAGAAGUGAGGGGCCUCCUGCUGACCCCGGGCGGCCUGGGGCCUGGACUCCGUGGUGACCCCAACCCUGCCACUCGUGGCGGCAGCUCCUGGCGCUCUGUUCUCCCUUGCGAGGGGGGGCCGGGGGGCCGCUGCCCUUUGCCAGCUGGGAAGCUCUCAUCAGAGCCAUGGCGGAUGGAGUUAAUAAAGAUCGGCCCCAGAGCCUUGUCUCCCCCCCAA
This is a messenger RNA of Protobothrops mucrosquamatus (brown spotted pit viper), 1417 nucleotides long. It is a transcript of the gene CKM, whose product is annotated as creatine kinase, M-type. The record is from RefSeq and is a predicted model, not a curated record. Gene Ontology annotation, molecular function: creatine kinase activity. Gene Ontology annotation, biological process: phosphocreatine biosynthetic process. Lineage: Eukaryota; Metazoa; Chordata; Lepidosauria; Squamata; Viperidae.